AAAACUCGGGGAGAAUUCUUUCUCUUCCGUCUCUUUCUAAUUACGUAACGCAGGGAAAGAAUGGAUGACCAAUCAGGAGCCCCGAGAGACUCUCGGCUCUUUCUGCCCCGCCCUUCCGUAACGUGUUUUGAUGCAGCAUUCUGAGAGGCUCUGGUUCAGUGGUGGUGGCCGGUUUCCGUGGCAACAGAAAAGCGCGGGAAUUACGGAUAAAUUGAAACUGCGACUGCGCGGCGUGAGGGCGCUGAGGCUUUCUGGAUCGAGGACGGUCUGGUGGGCUUUUCUGAAAACUGGGCCCCUGAGGCCGGGAAGCCUGGACGCUUUGCUCUGGGCAAAGGAAGAAAUGGAUGUAUCUGCGGAUCGCGUUGAAGAAGUACAACAUGUCCUUAAUGCUAUGCAGAAAAUCUUAGAAUGUCCAAUCUGUUUGGAGUUGAUCAAAGAGCCCGUUUCCACAAAGUGUGACCACAUAUUUUGCAAAUUUUGUAUGCUGAAACUUCUCAACCAGAAGAAAGGGCCUUCACAGUGUCCUUUGUGUAAGAAUGAUAUAACCAAAAGAAGCCUACAAGAAAGUACAAGAUUUAGUCAACUUGUUGAAGAGCUGUUGAAAAUCAUUCAUGCUUUUGAGCUUGACACAGGAUUGCAGCUUGCAAACAGUUACAACUUUUCAAAAAAGGAAAAUAACUCUCCUGAGCAUCUAAAGGAGGAAGUUUCUAUCAUUCAAAGUAUGGGCUACCGAAACCGUGCCAAAAGACUUCGCCAGGGUGAACCUGAAAAUCCUACCUUGCAGGAAACCAGUCUUAGUGUCCACCUCUCUAAUCUUGGAAUUGUGAGAUCUUUGAGGACAAAGCAGCAGAUACAACCUCAGAAUAAGUCUGUCUACGUUGAAUUGGGAUCUGAUUCUUCUGAAGAUACAGUUAAUAAGACAAGUUAUUGCAGUUUGGGAGACCACGAAUUAUUACAAAUCACCCCUCCAGGAGCCAGGGCUGAAGCCAGUUUGAAUCCUGCAAAAAAGGCUGCUUGUGAGUUUUCUGAGAAGGACAUAACAAAUAUUGAACAUCAUCAAUCCAGUAAUAAAGAUUUAGCCACCACUGAGAAGCAUGCAGCUGAGAAGCAUCCAGAAAAGUAUCAGGGUAUUUCUGUUUCAAACUUGCACGUGGAGCCAUGUGGCACGAAUACUCAUGCCAGCUCAUUGCAGCAUGAGAACAGCAGUUUAUUACUCACUAAAGACAGAAUGAAUGUAGAAAAGGCUGAAUUCUGUAAUAAAAGUGAACAGCCUGGUUUAGCCAAGAGCCAACAGAGCAGAUGGGCUGAAAGUAAGGAAACAUGUAAUGAUAGGCAGACUCCUAACUCAGAGAAAAAGCUAGUUCUGAACGCUGAUCCCCUGUAUGGGAGAAAAGAACUGAAUAAGCAGAAACCUCCAUGUUCUGACAGUCCUAGAGAUUCCCAAGAUAUUCCUUGGAUAACACUGAAUAGUAGCAUACAGAAAGUUAAUGAGUGGUUUUCCAGAAGUGAUGAAAUAUUAACUUCUGAUGACUCACAUGAUGGGGGGUCUGAAUCAAAUACUGAAGUAGCUGGUGCAGUAGAAGUUCAAAAUGAAGUAGAUGGAUAUUCUGGUUCUUCAGAGAAAAUAGGCUUAAUGGCCAGUGAUCCUCCUGGUGCUUUAAUAUGUGAAAGUGAAAGAGUCCACUCCAAACCAGUAGAGAAUAAUAUUGAAGAUAAAAUAUUUGGGAAAACCUAUCGGAGGAAGGCAAGCCUCCUUAACUUGAGCCACAUAAGUGAAGAUCUAAUUAUAGGAGCAUCUGCUAUAGAAUCUCAGAUUACACAGGAGCAUCCCCUCACAAAUAAACUGAAGCAUAAAAGGAGAACUACAUCAGGCCUUCAUCCUGAGGAUUUUAUCAAGAAAGUAGAUUUGGCAGUUGUCCAAAAGACUCCUGAAAAGAUAAUUGAGGGAACUGACCAAAUAGAGCAGAAUGGUCGUGUGAUGAGUAUUGCUAAUAAUGGUCAUGAGAAUGAAACAAAAGGUGAUUAUGUUCAGAAAGAGAAAAAUGCUAACCCAACAGAAUCAUUGGAGAAAGAAUCUGCUUUCAGAACAAAAGCUGAACCUAUAAGCAGCAGCAUAAGCAAUCUGGAACUGGAAUUAAAUAUCCACAGUUCAAAAGCACCUAAGAAGAAUAGGCUGAGGAGGAAAUCCUCUACCAGGCAUAUUCAUGCACUUGAACUAGUAGUCAGUAGAAAUCUAAGCCCACCUAAUCAUACUGAACUACAAAUUGAUAGUUGUUCUAGCAGUGAAGAGAUGAAGAAGAAAAAUCCCAGCCAGGUGCCAGUCAGACAUAGCAGAAAGCUUCAACUCACAGAAGAUAAAGAACCCGCAGCUGGAGCCAAGAAAAGUAACAAGCCAAAUGAACAGAUAAAUAAAAGACUUGCCAGUGAUGCUUUUCCAGAACUAAAAUUAACAAACAUACCUGGUUUUUUUGCUAACUGUUCAAGUUCUAAUAAACUUCAAGAGUUUGUCAAUCCUAGCCUUCAAAGAGAAGACAUAGAACAGAACCUAGGAGCAAUUCAAGUGUCUAAUAGUACCAAAGACCCCGAAGAUCUGAUAUUAAGUGGAGGAAGAGGUUGGCAAGCUGAAAGAUCUGUAGAGAGCACCAGUAUUUCAUUGGUACCUGAUACUGAUUAUGGCACUCAGGGUAGUAUCUCAUUACUGGAAGCUGACACCCUAGGGAAGGCAAAAACAGCACCAGAUCAACGUGCAAGUCUAUGUGCAGCAAUUGAAAACCCCAAGGAACUUAUCCAUGAUUGUUCUAAAGAUACUAGAAAUGACACAGAGGGCCUUAAGGAUCCAUUGAGACGUGAAGUUAACCACACUCAGGAGACAAGCAUAGAAAUGGAAGAGAGUGAACUUGAUACACAGUAUCUACAGAAUACGUUCAAGUUUUCAAAGCGUCAGUCAUUUGCUCUGUUUUCAAAUUCAGGAAAUCCAGAAAAGAAUUGUGCAGCAGUCUCUGCCCACACCAGGUCUUUAAGGAAACCAAGUCCGAAAGUCACUCUUGAAUGUGGACAAAAAGAAGAAAAUCAGGGAAAGAAAGAGUCUAAAGUCGAGCAUGUGCAGUCAGUUCAUACAACUGUGGACUUUCCUGUGGUUUGUCAGAAAGAUAAGAAACCAGGUGAUCAUGUCAAAUAUAGCAUAAAAGAACUCUCUAGGCUUUGUCAGUCAUCUCAGUUUAGAGGCAAUGAAACUGAACUCAUUACUGCAAAUAAACGUGAACUUUCACAAAACCUGUCUUAUAUACCAUCACUUUCUCCCAUCAGGUCAUCUGUUAAAACUACAUGUAAGAAAAAUGUGUCAGAGGAAAAGCUUGAGGAACAUUCAGUGUCCCCUGAAAGAGCACUGGGAAACAAGAGCGUCAUUCAAAGUACAGUGAGCACAAUUAGCCAAAAUAACAUUAGAGAAAGCACUUUUAAAGAAGUUGGCUCAAGCAGUAUUAAUGAAGUAGGUUCCAGUACUAAUGAAGUAGGCUCUAGUAUUAAUGAAGUAGGUUCCAGUGGUGAAAACAUUGAAGCAGAGCUAGGCAGAAACAGAGGACCUAAAUUAAAUGCUAUUCUCAGAUUAGGUCUUAUGCAACCUGAAGUCUAUAAGCAAAGUCUUCCAAUAAGUAAUUGUAAACAUCCGGAAAUAAAAAGGCGAGGAGAAAAUGAAGGAGUAGUUCAGCCUGUUAAUGCAGAUUUCUCUCCGUGUCCAAUUUCAGAUAACCUAGAACAACCUGUGGGAAUUAGUUGUGCUUCUCAGGUUUGUUCUGAGACACCUGAUGACCUAUUAAAUGACAACGAAAUAAAGGAAAAUAUCAGCUUUACUGAAAGUGGCAUUAAGGAAAGAUCUGCUAUUUUUAGCAAAAGCGUCCAGAAAGGAGAAUUCAGAAGGAGCCCUAGCCCUUUAGCCCCUACAUGUUUGGCUCAAAGAGGGGCCAGGAAAUUAGAGUCCUCAGAAGAGAACAUGUCUAGUGAGGAUGAAGAGCUUCCCUGCUUCCAACACUUACUAUUUGGUAAAGUAACCAAUAAGCUUUCUCAACCUACUAGACAUGCUGUUGCCACAGAAGGUCUAUCUAAGAAAACAGAGGAGAACCUAGUAUUGAAGAAUAGCUUAGAUGACUGCAGUGACCAGGUAACUUCAGCAAAGGCAUCCCAGGAACAUCACCUUAAUGAGGAAGCAAGAUGUUCUGGUAGCUUAUUUUCUUCACAGUGCAGUGCAUUGGAAGACUUGGCUGCUAAUACAAACACCCAGGAUCCUUGCUUGAUGUUUGAUUCUCCUUCCAAACAAAUGAAGCAUCAGUCUAAAAACCAGGAAUUUCUGAGUGACAAGGAAUUUGUUUCAGAUGAUGAUGAAAGUGAACCUGUCCUGGAAGAGGAUAAUCACCAAGAAGAGCGGAGUGUGGAUUCAAACUUAGGUGAAGUAGCAUCCGGGUAUGAGAGUGAAACAAAUCUCUCGGAAGACUGUUCAGGGCUGUCCUCUCAGAGUGAUAUUUUAACCACUCAGCAGAGGGAUACCAUGCAAGAUAACCUGAUAAAGCUUCAGCAGAAAAUGGCUGAACUGGAAGCUGUGUUGGAGCAACACGGGAGCCAGCCUUCUAACCGCUCCCCUUCCCUCGUAGCUGAUUCUUGUGCCUCUGAGGACCUGCAAAGUCCGGAACAAAACACAUCAGAAAAAGCAGUAUUAACCUCAGAGAAAAGUACUGAAUAUCCUAUAAGCCAGAAUCCAGAAAACCUUUCUACUGACAAGUUUCAAGUAUCUCUGGAUAGUUCCAACAGUAAAAAUAAAGAACCAGAAAUGGAAAGGUCUUCCCCUUCUAAAUCCCAGUUGUUAGAUAGUAGAUGGUAUGUGCACAGCCACUCAUGGAGUCUUCAGAACAGAAACUGCCCGUCUCAAAAGGAGCUCAUUAAGGUUGUUGAUGUGGAGGAGCCACAACUGACAAGAUCUGAGGCCCAAGAUUUAAUGGAGCAGUCUUACUUGCCAAGACGAGAUCUAGAGGGAACCCCCUACCUAGAAUCUGGAAUCAGCCUCUUCUCUGAUGACCCUGAGUCUGUUCCCUCUGAAGACAGAGCCCCAGAGCCAGAUCAUGGUUGCAGCAUGCCAGCUUCAACCUCUGCAUUGAAAUUACCACAAUUUCAAGUUGGAGAAUCUGCCAAGAGUCCAGCUGCUGCUCAUGCUACUAAUAUUGUUGGGUAUAACGUGAAGGAUGAAAGUGUGAGCAGGGAGAAACCAGAAGUGAUGUCUUCAACAAAAAGAGUCAACAGAAGAAUAUCUAUGGUGGCAUCAGGCUUGACCCCAAAAGAAUUUAUGCUUGUGCACAAGUUUGCCAGAAAACACCACAUCACUUUAACUAAUCUAGUUACUGAAGAGACUACUCACGUCAUUAUGAAAACAGAUGCUGAGUUUGUGUGUGAACGGACACUGAAAUAUUUUCUGGGAAUUGCAGGAGGAAAAUGGGUAGUUAGCUAUUUUUGGGUGACCCAGUCUAUUAAAGAAAGAAAGAUGCUGGACGAGCAUGAUUUUGAAGUCAGAGGAGAUGUUGUCAAUGGAAGAAACCACCGAGGUCCAAAGCGAGCAAGAGAAUCCCAGGACAGAAAGAUCUUCAGGGGCCUAGAAAUCUGUUGCUAUGGGCCCUUUACCAACAUGCCCACAGAUCAACUAGAGUGGAUGGUGCACCUCUGUGGGGCUUCUGUGGUGAAGGAGCCUUCAUCGUUCACCCUCGGUGAGGGUACUCACCCAAUUGUGGUCGUGCAGCCAGACGCCUGGACAGAGGACAGUGGCUUCCAUGUGAUUGGGCAGAUGUGUGAGGCACCUGUGGUGACCCGAGAGUGGGUAUUGGACAGCGUAGCCCUCUACCAGUGCCAGGAGCUGGACACCUACCUCAUACCCCAGAUCCCUAGAGCUGCUGCUGAUUCCAGUGAGCAAUGUGUCUAGCGCCUGUCUCCUCAAGACCCCAAGAAUGAGCUUAAGAAAUGGCCUUUUUCUAGGCCCUGGGAGCUCCUCUUCAGUCCUUCCACAGUCCGGGUUACUAAAUAUUUUAUGUGCAUCAGCCUGAAAAGAACUUCUGGCUAUGCAAGGGUCCUUUAAAGAUUUUCUGCUUCAAGUCUCCCUUUGAAAUCGGCCAUGAGCACAAAUUGUGGUAAUUUUUCACCUGAAAAGAAUUUAAAACCAUUUAAACUCCACAAACUGAGCAAGACGCUGAUUCAUUAUUUAUCAGCCCUGUUCCUUGUACUGGGGCUAUUGGCUUAGAGCUGGAAGCUCCAAGUGGCUGCUGGUCUCAGGAGAAUAGCUGGUUUCCCUAAGUUGGUUUCUCUAAAACCCUGUGUUCAUAAAG
Messenger RNA from Ceratotherium simum simum (southern white rhinoceros), 6356 nucleotides. The record is from RefSeq and is a predicted model, not a curated record. Lineage: Eukaryota; Metazoa; Chordata; Mammalia; Perissodactyla; Rhinocerotidae.